AUGAAGAGAAAAGCAAUCACAAUAGCAGGUGGAUCAAUUCUGCUCUCAGAAAUGAAUAAUUUGGAAGGCUCCAUGAAUUGUAAAGGUCAGAUCAUUCUCUUACUCAUCUUCACUUCUUUUAUCUUAGCAACAUUUUCAUCCAAUGAGUUGCAAUACCAUAAUCAGAUUGAUGUAGAAGCUUUGCUUGAAUUAAAGAAUUCUGUAAAAGUGGAUCCAAGUCUUUCUUUGUCCAGCUGGGCAAAUGGAAACAAUAUUUGCAACUGGACUGGAAUAACUUGCGAUCGCAAUCAAAGGGUUGUGAGUCUGGUUCUCAAAUACAGGGGAUUGGCUGGUACCAUACCCCCUCACAUAGGCAACAUGUCCUUCCUCACCAUGCUCGACCUCUCUUACAACUAUUUCUCUGCCCACAUUCCCCAAGAGCUUGGUAAAUUACAAAAGCUGCAGUACAUUAAGCUCUAUGAAAACAUCUUGCAAGGUCCAAUUCCAGGUAGUAUGUCUGCAUGCACAAAUCUUUUAGAACUCCGGCUAAACAAUAAUUUGUUGAGCGGAAGCAUUCCACCAGAGUUGAGUUCCUUGUAUAACCUGAAGAAACUCGACAUCUCCUCCAAUAAAUUGAGUGGUAUCAUCCCUCAAGGCUUGGCAAAUUGCACUCUGCUUAAAAGGCUAGAUCUUGGGCAUAAUAAUUUUACAGGCAUCAUCCCCAGGUCGAUAAGUAAUUGCACAAAAUUGCGUGUCUUACAUCUGAAAGAAAAUGCGCUUGAAGGACCAAUUCCCUCUGAGAUAUUAACAUCGAUGACCAGAUUACAUUAUCUGCGUCUGAAUUCCAACAAACUCAACGGUAGCAUCUCCAUGGAGAUUGGCAAAUUAUGGAGAUUGAGGGUGAUUAACUUUCGUUACAACAGUCUUACAGGUAGCAUUCCCAUGGUCCUGGCGAACUGUUCGUCUCUGGAAACGCUGGCUUUGGCUUCCAAUUCCUUGUAUGGCACCGUUCCACCAGAAUUGUCUUCACUUAACCGACUGCAGGAACUGUGGUUGAGUAACAAUAGCCUUGGAGGAUCAAUUCAUUUUGUCAUGAACUACACUGAAUUGAAGAAGCUGUCCGUAGGGGGUAACAAGUUUGAAGGUACAAUUCCAGAGGUUAUAGGCAAUAAGCUGCCCAAAUUGCAAGUGAUUGAACUGACCAGUAAUCAAUUAAGAGGCAGCAUCCCAAAAUCUCUAGCAAAUUGUUCGGCGCUCCAUUUUUUUUCAGUAUUUGGAAACAAUUUGAGCGGAGAAAUACCCCAAGAAUUGGGAGCGUUGACUCGUCUACAAACACUUCAGCUUGGUGUUAACAGCUUCGAGGGAUAUAUUUUUCCCUUUCCAUUAAAUUGUACAGAAUUGCAGGUGUUUGAAUUGACAGAAAACGGGUUCCUGGGUUCCAUUCCUGGAGAUAUUGGCCUGAAGCUCCCCAACUUACAAAUCUUUUAUGCGGCAGCUAAUCAAUUUCGUGGGGUUAUACCAAAUUCUCUGGGAAAUUGUUCUCUUCUCUCAAUUCUUGUUCUUGCAGGGAAUCAGCUAAGUGGUGCGGUGCCUCAAGAAUUGGGAAUGCUAACCGCUCUACAGAGACUCUACCUUGGGUUUAACAGCCUGUCAAAUGGACACUGUGGUAUAAUGUGUGCAUUAGAUGUAUUUUCUAACUGCUCCAUUCUUGAACAUCUGUAUCUAUCGGAAAAUGAUUUCAGUGGCACUUUAUCAAGGAGCAUAGGAAACCUGUCUCCUAGGCUAUCAAAAUUGUACUUGGACGGCAACAACAUCACUGGCAAUAUACCAGAAGAGAUUGGCAACCUUACUGAGUUGACCCUCUUCGAUCUCAGUUAUACAAAUGUAAUUGGGCAGGUCCCGAGUGCAUUGGGCCGUCUGAAGAAUCUACAGUUGUUGGAUUUGAGCUCCAACGAAUUGCAGGGCAGCAUUCCAUUAGAAUUUAAGAUGCUGGUAAACCUGGAAUAUCUAUUACUUAAGGUAAAUCAUAUUUCUGGAGACAUUCCUUCAUAUUUGGGCGAUCUGCAACAGCUUAGGGAACUUGACUUGAGUCAUAACAAGCUCACAGGAAGAAUACCGAAUGCCAUUGGGCUAUGUUUCCGCCUAGAGAAGAUUGACCUCUCAUACAACAGCCUUGCAGGAAAUAUCCCUAUGGAGAUCUCAAGCCUCCAUUCAUUGGCAUUUUACCUCAAUUUUUCCUAUAAUUCAUUGACUGGAAGAUUGCCUUCUCUAGGGGGAAUGCAACAGAUUCAAGCCAUAGACAUCUCAUCUAACAAACUAUCAGGACGUAUCCCUGGCGAUAUUGGCAGUUGCUCGGGAUUGCAAUACCUGAACCUUGCCAAAAACAGAUUGGAGGGAAUGGUGCCAAUGUCAAUAGGGCAGCUUAAGAGCCUUGAAAGCAUUGACAUGUCUUUCAAUGACUUGUCUGGGCCAGUGCCACCGCCUAUUGCAAAUCUCUCCAUGCUCCGCCAUUUAAAUUUCUCAUACAACAACUUGAGUGGAUCAAUCCCAAAUCAAGGAGCUUUCAGAAACCUAAGUGCAACAUCAUUUUUGGCGAAUCCAGGAUUAUGUGCAGGCUCAGGCUGGUUGAAUUUACCAAAUUGCACAAGCUCUGCAAAGAAUCAUCGUGCGUUGAACAGGAACAUUGUCUUGGUUACUUCAAUUGGCACAUUCUUGGCAUUGUGUUGCAUUUUGGGUGCAUUUUACAUUUUCUACGGAAGGACUAAAGGGACACCUAUUACAAAUAGUUUGUUGGGGCAAGGUUUCAUGCAAAUUUCUAGCCAGGAGCUUCACACAGCAACCCAGGGAUUUAGUGCCACUAAUUUACUAGGCAACGGUAGCUUCGGGUCAGUUUACAAAGGGGUCUUGUCUGAUAACAAGAUGGUUGCUAUUAAGCUGUUCGAUCAGGACCCCCAAAAUUCAUACAAGCAUUUCGUCAGGGAAUGCAGAGUACUGAGAAAAAUCAGGCACCGCAAUCUUGUGAAAGUCUUGUCCUCUUCCUCUACUGGAGAUAUCAGGGCUUUGGUACUUGAAUUUAUGUCACAGGGGAGCCUAGAACAACAUCUCCAUACAUAUUUAACACAGUGUAGCCUGAGUUUGAAGAUGAGAGUGAAGAUUGCACUUGAUGUGGCACAUGGGAUGGCGUAUUUACAUCAUGAUUGUUCUCCCCCUAUUGUUCAUUGCGACUUGAAGCCUUCAAAUGUAUUAUUCGACGAAACCAUGACAGCCCAUGUGGCUGAUUUUGGAAUUUCCCGUCUAUUGACGUCCCCUGUUUCUGCAAGUAGCAGCACAUCCAGACUGAAGGGAACAGUAGGCUACCUUGCUCCAGAAUAUGGAUUGGGAGCACAAGUGAGUACAAAGGGAGAUGUUUACUGCUUCGGCAUACUCAUCCUUGAAAUGGUGACUAAAAAGAGGCCUACUGAUGGUAUGUUUUCUGGAGAUGUAACUUUACCCAGAUGGGUGAGAAGAGCAUUCCCUGAGGCAGUGGAGGGAGUGGUGGACAGAGAGCUGCUGGUUGAUCAACAAACUGAAGGCGAGUCCAGUAGUAGUGCUACACCUGGAACUACUGGAGAAGAAUUGGAAUCCUUUGAGCAUGGCAGGUGCCUGGUUAGUUUAAUUGGAUUAGGACUGCAAUGCACAAGUGAAAAUCCAGGGGAUAGGCCAACAAUGAGAGAGGUGGAGGGCAUGCUGGACAAAAUGGUGUAUGGCAGGGCAUAUGGCAACUUAGAAGAGCAUUCAUCUGUCCAGAAUCUGUUAAGUGCAGGCAAUAGAGUCCACCAUGGAAAUAGCAGCACAGAUGAAAGUGAGAGCAGUUAGUAUAGAUCAGUAAAAUUUAGUGACUUUCUUUCAUCAGCAAUAGUUGUUUUCC
This is a messenger RNA of Cryptomeria japonica (Japanese cedar), 3886 nucleotides long. RefSeq names its product probable LRR receptor-like serine/threonine-protein kinase At3g47570. Bases 1 to 3834 code for a protein of 1277 amino acids. The record is from RefSeq and is a predicted model, not a curated record. The transcript is spliced from 2 exons. Gene Ontology annotation, biological process: protein phosphorylation. Gene Ontology annotation, molecular function: ATP binding; protein kinase activity; receptor serine/threonine kinase binding. Lineage: Eukaryota; Viridiplantae; Streptophyta; Pinopsida; Cupressales; Cupressaceae.